Folsomia candida is the source of this 1390-nucleotide messenger RNA. RefSeq lists its product as uncharacterized. Lineage: Eukaryota; Metazoa; Arthropoda; Collembola; Entomobryomorpha; Isotomidae. The transcript has 3 exons. The record is from RefSeq and is a predicted model, not a curated record. Bases 133 to 957 code for a protein of 274 amino acids.
CCUAUCUGGUUGUGUGCUGUUUGUGCACACAAUAUCGUGUUAAAACUCGGUUUAGCCCUUUGUUUACAUCUCUACUCUGCUCCUAUAUCUCACCGUGCUUAAUUCUGGAACUCUGCUACACAAUUAAAUAAGAUGGAAUAUUAUGAAAAAUCACCGGGUCCACUUUAUGAGGCUAUCUCGGUCGAAAAUUCCACCAUUCGCCAUAAUGCUGACUCAUACGAAUGCAAAGUAUGUGGAACAAGAGCCCAGCGUCCGUCACGAUUGGCGGACCACAUAAAAGCGAAGCACAUGUUUGUGAGUCAGUACAGAUGCGAUGAAUGCAGAAUUCCUUUUGUCAACGCUGAUGGUCUGAAGCGCCACCUUAACAAUUACCAUAUUGAAAUAUCUGAGGGUUCGGUUUUCUAUGAUGAGGAUGAAAACAAAAAUAUCAAAUGUGGAGAAUAUGCCAAGAAUACCCGGGAGGAAAAUUUAGAUAGAGGAUACCAGUGCUACAUAUUCAACUGGACCGAGAUCGCAUCAGGAAAGGUCAUGGAUAUGAGCGUCGAUUUUACUUCCGCUGUUGACCUGACUUACGGAGCUCAACUUAUUUACGACAUGAACGUUACUGGAACGGAAAAAUCGAGAUUAGGCCUUCCCUACAUUGGAUGCAGUUACGUAAGCCAGUUUCUAAAGGGCUGGACAUUCAAUCCCAAAGAAGUCAAGAAAAUAGGACACGUCUCUGUCGGUUUUUCUACCGCAGUGACAAUCAAAUAUGCGACAAGGCUGGUGACAGAUGCAGCGUGUCAUAAUAAAUCUAAAAAUUCACUAAGACAAAUAGAAGGAUGCCAAGAAAUAUUCUUGUCAUCAAUAGAAGCAUCGUUGGAUGAAAUGCCACAACGAAAUAAAGAGUAUUUCAAGAACCGAAUGUGGCUGGAUACCAACAGUGAGGAAAACCCAAAAAAGGCUAAAUUCGAUUGAUGAGUUAAAGGUUAAAAUUAAGAUUCGUUCGAUUAAAACAAUCAGCAAACCAAAGUUUGCAUCCAUUUCGGUUUAACUUCUUCCAACUAAGUAAAUAUUCCUUCAAGUCGUCUAUAGUAUAUUUAUCUAUUUAUAGAAAAAUGUCAUUUUUCAGUCAUUGUCAAAAUUUCUUGUUAACCAUUUUUUGUCCAAUCCUCCUUAUUUAAAUAUUAAACACGGCUGAUUAAAUAGUCAAUUGAACAUGAUUAUUUAUUGACAUUGCAAAUAUUAAUCCAACAUCCUAUAUAUAGUAAAUACGUCAUUCUAUUCAUUGUUGGUCAGUGUAAGUGCUAUGCAUACACCAUAAGAGAGGUACGCAUAAUGAAAGAAAAUGUGUACAAAUAUUACGACACUGUCCAAGAACAAAGCAAAGAGUUGUAGGACCUUGGGAAGU